AUGGCACGGAAAUACAGCAUUCGGGUGCAACAGCUGUCGGGGGAGCUCAUUGGUGAAGUUGAGCUGCCGGAAACAGCCAGAGUUGAAGACAUCCUGAUUGCUGUGAAGCAUGGAGAGCCCAAUCCGUCGUUGAAGAGGGUCCUGGUCUUUGAUGGGCGACCUCUUGCAGAGAAUGAACUUCUGGGCCAGCUCGGCCUGAAAGCGCCAGCACUCCUGGAACUUCAGCAGAUAACGAAGUCGCUAAGAACGGAGCGAGUGGCUGCCUUGCCCGACUCGUUCCGCGCGAUGCAUCUGGGGUUGUUCGGCGAGUUGAGAGCCGGCAAGACGAGUCUGCUCUAUAGAUACGCACAUGACACCUUCAAUGAACGCAUGAUGCCCAACACUAUAGGGAUGGAUUUUCAAGUUGUCCGGGUCAUGGCCCACGACGUCCCUGUGAAAGUCAUGCUCUGGGAUCAGCCAGCUGGCAAGGAGCGCUUUCGAGUCAACACCUCCUUUUACUUUAGACGGAAGGAGGCGCUUCUUAUGGUCAUCGACCUAACGAAUCCGCACUCAUUUCGUGACAUCACCGACUGGCUGAACUUCCAUGAGACUGAGGCCAUCAGAACGAAGUUGUUGAUAGGAAACAAGGCGGACCUCGUAGAGGAGCGCAAGAUUUCCAAGGAAGAAGCGGAGAAAUACGCCAGAGAGUACGGGCUCGUUUAUUUCGAAACAUCUGCCAAAGAGGGUACCGGUGUUCACGAAGCCAUGGAUUAUGCAAUUUUUGAUGUCCUUGCAAAGGAAAUCAAGCCAAAAGCACAGCCUACGGUUCGCGAGCCACUCCGACGAUUCAAUUUGAGGUGCCACGUGCAGUGA
Molecule: messenger RNA, 852 nt
Organism: Symbiodinium pilosum
Lineage: Eukaryota; Dinophyceae; Suessiales; Symbiodiniaceae
Source: the annotation of a GenBank genome assembly